This is a messenger RNA of Coregonus clupeaformis (lake whitefish), 1650 nucleotides long. It is a transcript of the gene ercc8, whose product is annotated as excision repair cross-complementation group 8. The transcript is spliced from 12 exons. Gene Ontology annotation, molecular function: protein binding. Lineage: Eukaryota; Metazoa; Chordata; Actinopteri; Salmoniformes; Salmonidae. Gene Ontology annotation, biological process: proteasome-mediated ubiquitin-dependent protein catabolic process; transcription-coupled nucleotide-excision repair; protein polyubiquitination. The record is from RefSeq and is a predicted model, not a curated record. Gene Ontology annotation, cellular component: nucleotide-excision repair complex; Cul4A-RING E3 ubiquitin ligase complex. The coding region runs from base 298 to 1497 and encodes 399 amino acids.
AACAAUAUGGCCACCCACACAUCCCUUGUUGACUGGAUGUUAGCUAGCUAGCUAAAGGGUGUUAAAUAAUGACAUAAAAUUAUUCGAUCGGAUUUGUAUCAAUCCCAGAUCACAAAUAUGUAUUGUACACACAAAGCGUUUGCAAAGCUAGUUUAGUGGCUAACGAUAUUGAACGUGUAGAUGGGUAACCAACCCGCUAGCUAACAAUUAGCUAGCUAUGCUAGCUUGAGAACAACCAUAAACAUUCCAGCAAGACUAGCUAGCUAAGUAAUUUAAAGAUACAUUUAUUGUGGGAAGAUGUUGGGUUUUCUAACAGCAAGACAGGCUGGACUUGACGACCCACUUCGUCUGAGACGGGCAGAGUCAACACGGAGGGUCCUCAAUUUAGAGCUGAAUCAUGACAGAGAUGUGGCUCGAAUCCAUAGCAACGGCAUAAACACCAUAGACAUUGAAGUCAUUGAGGGCAGAUACAUGCUAUCUGGAGGAGCAGAUGGUGUGAUUGUGGUGUAUGACCUGGAGAACAACAGCAGGAAACCCCAGUACACCUGUAAAGCAGUCUGCACUGUAGGCAGGUCCAGUCGGUAUGUCCACAGGUUCAGUGUAGAGACAGUGCAGUGGUACCCGCACGACACAGGCAUGUUUGUCUCCAGCUCCUUUGACAAAACCAUGAAGAUCUGGGACACUGAAACACUAAAGCCCGCUGAAGUGUUCCAGUUUGAAGGAAACGUCUACAGUCACCACAUGUCCCCCAUUGCCAUGAAACACAGCCUCAUCGCAGUGGGUACCAAAGACCAGAAAGUACAGCUCUGUGACCUGAAGUCUGGCUCACGCAUCCAGGUUCUGCAGGGUCACAGAGGUGAGGUCCUAUCUGUCCGGUGGUCGCCAAGAUAUGAGCACAUUUUAGCUACAGCCAGUACUGACAGCAGGGUGUUGGUAUGGGAUGUGCGUCGGGCCUCAGGGAGUCUGUUCUCUCUGGACCAACACAACGGGGACAAGUCCAAGACCUCGUCAGACGCAGUGAACACAGCCCAUAAUGGAAGGGUAAAUGGCCUCUGCUUCACGGUGGACGGCCUCUACCUUCUCACCAUGGGAACAGACGACCGCAUGAGACUGUGGAACAGCGCCAAUGGAAAGAACACACUGGUGAACUAUGGGAAGGUGAGUAACGAAAGCCGUAAGGGGUUAAAGAUCACGGUGUCUCGUGGCUGCAGCCCGGAAUUUGUGUUUGUACCUUGUGGCAGCUCGGUGGCUGUGUACGCUCUACACACCGGGGAACUUGUGACCAUGCUGAGGGGACACUACAACAACGUGGACUGCUGCCAGUUCCACCCCGACUACCAGGAGCUGUACAGCGGAGGUAAAGACUGUAACAUCCUAGCCUGGGUUCCUGUUCUACGACCCCCAGACAUGGAAGGAGAAGGGACAGCCGCCAAGGGUGGGAGCCAGGUUAUGGUGAACCCUGCUUUUGAAGACGCAUGGAGCAGUGAUGAGGACUGAUGCAUAAACACAACCACCUGUACAGCCCUACUCCAUCGGACAUAGUGUAUAUUUCCAUUUUGUAUAAAAAGCUAAGUGUACGAAACAUUAGGAACACUUUCCUAAUAUUGAGUUGCACCACCUUUUGCCCUCAGAACAGCCUAAAUUCGUCGG